CGUCUUGUUGUUUAAUUGCUCUGAGGACGGCUGCUAAAGAGACGCAGUAGCCCCACACCCCUUUGGGGCCAAGGAGGAGUCGGGCUGUGUCCGCCAUGUUGGUGAAGGCAAAGGAAGGCGACCGGAGCUGCGGGACGGACGGCUCUGCUGGCUCAAAUCCGCCAUAUUAAUAAAGAGAAAGGGAAGCUUUGACCCCUGGCCCCCGACACACACACAGACAUACCUCUUCUUCCCACCCCGCUCCCACGACCCAGCUCGGUGGGCCUUUCCCCUGCCUCACUUGUCCAGCCUGCCUGAAGGAAGCGUAGCAGACACCGCCCCAGAGCAGGCUGACGACAGCGCCGGAUGAGGGGGAAAGGGAAAUGCCGACCAAUUGCGCCGCGGCGGGCUGUGCUGCUACCUACAACAAGCACAUUAACAUCAGCUUCCACAGGUUUCCUUUGGAUCCUAAAAGAAGAAAAGAAUGGGUUCGCCUGGUUAGGCGCAAAAAUUUUGUGCCAGGAAAACACACUUUUCUUUGUUCAAAGCACUUUGAAGCCUCCUGUUUUGACUUAACAGGACAAACUCGACGACUUAAAAUGGAUGCUGUUCCAACCAUUUUUGAUUUUUGUACCCAUAUAAAAUCUAUGAAACUCAAGUCGCGGAAUCUUUUGAAGAAAAACAACAGUUGUACUCCAACUGGACCAUCUAACUUAAAAUCAAACAUUAGUAGUCAGCAAGUACUACUUGAACACAGUUAUGCCUUUAGGAAUCCUAUGGAGGCAAAAAAGAGGAUAAUUAAACUGGAAAAAGAAAUAGCAAGUUUAAGAAGGAAAAUGAAAACUUGCCUACAAAAAGAACGCAGAGCAACUCGAAGAUGGAUUAAAGCCACUUGCUUGGUGAAGAAUCUAGAAGCAAAUAACAUAUUACCUAAGGGCACAUCCGAACACAUUUUACCGCCUUAAGCAGUCUUCCUUUGGAGGAUUUCAAGAUUCUUGAACAAGACCAACAAGAUAAAACGUUACCAAUUCUCUAAAUCUAAAACAUAUCAAGAGUACUUUCAUUCAAGAUUAGCCUGCAUAGAUCUUGAUACCCAUCCCUUAUUCUAUUCAAAGGUAACGAUAUUUAAAGAAAUAAUGCCAAAAUUGUGUAUUUAAUAAAGUUUUACUUGAAGUAACAUUAUUACUGUAUAACUUAUGAAGACUUGAUUACAAAAAAAAUGGAAAACUUUAUGAAACUUGUUUGGAAAAGCAUGGAAGUGCCUUACAUGAGAAUUACAUACCUAAACAUUUUGCUAGGAAAUUUUGCAAGAUGUGUUGUGUUUUUGCCUUUUUAAACAACUUUUAAAGAACAGUGUAUGAUAAGUAAUGUAUUUCAUUUAUUUUAGAAAAAAAUGUUUUUAUGUACCAAAGUUGAGACCUUAUAUUCUAAGUAAGACAUUAAGUAGGAGUUAACCAACGUUAAAUAUGACUUUAAAACUGCUGGGUUCUUUUGUAUUAAUUAAAUUAUUAUUGACACUGUGACUUGGAACCUUUACAGAAAGAAGCCUGAGGUACAGGGCAAGUUCUUUUAUUUAAACUUUCUGUAUCUUUUUUACAGUAAAAAUGAGCUCAUCAUGACCUUCAUAAGAAUAUUAUCUUUCAAAAUGGACUGUAAAAUAUAUUGAAAAUAUUUUUGAAUGUAAAGUAACCUUGAGUCAUCCAAGUUAGUAAGGCCUCAAGUACCUCAGACAAGUAAAAUCUGUUAGCUGAUUAUAUUAACCUCCUAAGAAAAUAUGUUGUGAAAUAAUGCAAAGAUCGGAAUCUAGCUUUUACCUUAUUAAACAAAAAGAUAACUAUAUACUGUACUACUGUUUUACUCAAAAUAAAAACAAUACAUUUUUUAUUUCAAAAUUGAUGCAUUAAUAAACAAAUAUUCACCCUGGUGAGUUUGGCUCAGCAGUUAAGAGUGUCAGCUGGUGGACUGAAGGGUCAAGGGCAUAUACCUGGUUCCAUCCAUGUUAGGAAACUCCCUCUGCCUGCAUGUGUGUUGAUAACAAAACUUUUAAGCUUUUUUCCCCUACAAACCUACAGAAUUUAAUCAUAAAACUGUACCUACCAUAUUAUAGCUUUAAAAUUUAUAACUUAAAAUGGAAUCAAUUUAUCUUACAUAUCAGAUGGCUUUUUAUCUCCUUUCUUAGUGAGAGUAGAAUAGAACAACUGUACUCCACAUGGGAAAUAAAAUGUAGUUCUCUACAAAAAUACGUGUGUCCGUGAGUAAAGUUCUGCUCUCCAACUGCUAAUUACUUUACAAAAUAAGGGUAUCGGAACUAUUCUUAACGUUGCCACUUGAACAAGUAAAGAGUUUGCCUUACUUCACCAGAUAAAUGUUUAAUAAGAACACUUUUCCUUCACAUAUUUUUGAUCAAAUCAUUCAAAAAUUUAUUGAUGUAUAAUGAAGUUAUUCAAUCCUGAUUCAAGCUUUCUGAUACCACCAUAUGAAAUU
Messenger RNA from Molossus molossus (Pallas's mastiff bat), 2463 nucleotides. RefSeq names its product THAP domain containing 2 (gene THAP2). Bases 363 to 944 code for a protein of 193 amino acids. The record is from RefSeq and is a predicted model, not a curated record. Gene Ontology annotation, cellular component: nucleus. Lineage: Eukaryota; Metazoa; Chordata; Mammalia; Chiroptera; Molossidae. The transcript is spliced from 3 exons.